AUGGCUUUUUCCAAGAAUCUAGUAUUUAUUUUCUUCAUGGCUUUGGCAUUUGUAAGCAUAGACGUUGGACUAGCUGCUCGUAAUCUUUUACAAAUGCCGAAUUUGCCCUCGGUGCCAAAUUUGCCAAUCCCUACUUUGCCAAGUUUUCCAAAUCUUCCACAGCCUACAUUGCCAACAUUGCCGCCACUUCCUAGUAAUUUUCCGGCCAUGCCGACUCUUCCGAAGUUCACUCUGCCUCCGUUGCCAAGCAUGCCUUCAAUCCCCACUACUAUUCCUUCCAUUCCUUUGCUCUCCCCACCACCAGCUGGGAACUAA
Mercurialis annua (annual mercury) is the source of this 315-nucleotide messenger RNA. Its product is annotated as protein PELPK1-like. The transcript has a single exon. Bases 1 to 315 code for a protein of 104 amino acids. Lineage: Eukaryota; Viridiplantae; Streptophyta; Magnoliopsida; Malpighiales; Euphorbiaceae. The record is from RefSeq and is a predicted model, not a curated record.